AUGAAGGCCUACGAAAAAGACAUCUCGCGUAAUGCGGCCCUUUACAUCGCUCAUCAUGUCUUCCUGCCCCCAAAGCUCCCAGGGAGCGACGAUUACAGCCCCGAGUGUGAGAGGAUUCUUAUAGAGAUGCUAUGCGAAUCUCUGUCUCGAUUCAAGUCGUUCAUGACGGACGAUCAGCACAAUACCAUCGACUCGGCAGCCUCCAUGUUGGACAUGGUAAAGCAAGUACACGAUUCUUUUGGGCAUAUCGAUGAAGCAAAGCUUGGAUCGGCUCUAGAGGAGCUCUGUGCGCAAGGGGGUUCACUUCCAGUCCAUGCACAGGCCCAAAAUGCCGGACUCAUCUUCACAAACGCAGGCGACGGUUUUGUUGUUGUGGAAGUCUUUGAGCUUCUGCCCAGGAACGGAUUCGUCAUUCAGACUCUGGGGAGACUGAGGCGUAGCUUCCCUGGAAGAGCCAUCAAGAUCCCACUAGAAAAGUUCGCAGGCUCAGAAUUCCUCCAGACAGCGGCAUACUCGCUGGCCAAAAUGAGCCACCAACGUGUCGCCGACACAAAACCCAUUGUGAAAAAGGCCCACCAAAAACAUGACGAGGAGAGGGAUGCUACUCAUCCCAAGAUCAUCACCGAACUGCUUUUCGCUUUCUUACAACCUCUUGGACAAUCCGUCGAACUUCUCUUCAGUCGAAACCAAGAUCAGGACGGACCUGAUAUUUACAAAAGUUUCAUGGUGUUCUUCACUGCGUGCUUGCUGAAGCGCACCCAGGGGAAGCUUCCCACAGACUUGGUGCAUGCGAUGCAAUUGAAGAUUUCUCGCCGUCUACUAAAGCUAGAGCUGGUCAAUGAGGAACAAUGGUUGAAAGACGUGCAAGAUAUAAUGUCUCAAACCGCCAACAAUCUCCAAAGCCAAUGGAGCAAGAUUCUUACGCAAGAUAGCCCCCAAAAGACAGUUGCAUCUCUGGAAACGAUCGAUUUUAGAGAAAAUAUCUACAGCAAACUUCCAGAGCUUGAUAAUUUCAUCAAAUCGAUAGGCGCGAGGACAAGCACUCAUACGUCCACCGACAUCAACCCGAGGUCCUAUUCCUAUGAACUAAAGAAUGACGAGCUUCCGACCCUUACUCACACAUCCUCUGCUUCAAUUGACAUCGCCCACCAGCUUUGUGCAAUUGAGAUGUGGGUGGCCACGAACUUGGGCGCAUGGUUACAAUGCCAUCUCGAACAGCCUGACACUUGUCGCGAUUUGGAUAGUCUCAUCAGCUCAUACUACAAGGUCGCAUCCUCAUGCUAUUCAGAAAACCCUGAGGCUACCUCAGAGAUGUUUCUGACGAUUCUCGAGCUCUGGGUUGCGCUCGACAAAUCGGCUCUUUGCCUAUACCCUAUUCUCUCUGAGUAUGACGUUGGUUUACCGGGAGCCCUUUUUGACUCUUUGCUGCUCACCUCAAAAACUCAAAUGGUGAGACUUCAAAGUGCACAAGUCUAUCUAUCUUCGAGGCUCCGCGAAACCACAUACCAAUCACCAGCCAUUUUCUGCGAUUACGGUGGCGAUGAAUCCUUCGCUGUGAGGUACUUUGAAGUAUCAGACAACCAUCAAAAUCUUCGAACCGCAAUCGAAGUGGAAGCCGAAAAGGAUCGAGAAAAGAAAGUCGCGGAACUAGUGAUGCUCAAGAGGGAGUACUCUGAGUUGAUGCGGCUGUGCGACGAGAGCAAAUGCAGGUACAGAACAGUAUACACCAAACGGGGCCUUGCCCGUCAGAGGCACGUCAAUCCCUGCGAGAAAUGCAGAUACAAAAAGGAGGCUGAUGAAAUAACGAUUGGCAUCCACGAAUGGCCGCUCUGCAACUCCGAAUUGAAAGCGAAAGCCACGGUUUUUGAAACACAAGUUCCGUCUUCUUUCGGUUUCUGGCGUAAAACAACUCUUUAUGUUCUUUUCGACGUAUUCGGCGCAAAAUACACCAAGGAAAUAAAGCCCAUGAAUCUCUACCACCUCAAGCACUACGGGUGCCUAGCGACUCAUUUUCAGGCUUAUGACAAUGAUAUUCGGGUUGGCCUGGCUUCUAAUGCGAAACCGCAUAACAAUACGCAUUAUAGCGACAAGAACAUCAGUAUGGUGGCAGAGGAAGAUAUAUUGUUGAACAAUGGGAAUCGAUAUCAAUACUAUGACUACGUCAAACAGACUUUCAUCGGUCAUUUUGAGUUUACAGAUAAGCUGAAAGAUCUAUGCACCUACAAAUUGCCCUUGCAAUCCGUAUCUUUGCAGAAAUUCCUUUCGCGUCCACCACCGAAUGAAGUCAUUUCAUCUCAGUCGGAAUGCCCCAGUCACUUUGCCUUGGAGGAAUACAGAUCCUUAGUUAGUAUUCCUCUUGGUUAUCGAAUUCAAUGGCAAAACAUUCUCUUGCAGCUAGCAAUGCCGGCCGUUGAUUACAGGAAACAGGAAACGACACUUGUGAUAUUUCAAGCAAUUCAUCAAGCUGGCCCUAUGUUAGGGGAUAAUGUCUUGAGACAAGGUCAUCUCCUUAUUGGUGACAAUAUGUUCGCAGACAUGCUUCUGAGCAAUUUGGAGGACGCCACAGAGCGUCUCAAAGGAAAUUGGGAGUCUUACAACGGUUUCUGGGUCUUCACCACCUUGACUGCAAAGGUAUUAUAUCUAUCACCAUCAGAGCCUAUACAUCAGAAAUGCCUGCAACUACUGGGUACGCUUCGAAGGAUUUCCUUCAAAUGGGUUAUGUACCUAAGAAGGAGGGCUGAUGAAUCCACAAACAAUGAGCACAAAAAUGUUUUGAUUGACAUGGCUUACCGUAUGGCCUUGAUUUGUGUUACCUCAUUCGACUGCGCCAAAGAGUAUUUAAAUACUCUACUGGAGGAUCCUGCAAAUGCGAAAAUAUACCUUCAGUGUGCUAUGUUCAUGCAGGAAAGAACCAGUAUCAAUUAUCGCGAGACCAACGACAUUCUUGUACGCCUACUUGAGCACCGAUGGAAAAGGCUAUGUCACCGUAGUGCAUCAAUACUGCUCGCGAGCAUCAUAACAAACAAUUGCACGUCGCUCAACGAUGCCAUCAGCGAAUCCUGGCCAGCAUAUCGAGGCGGAUUUACUUGGGUGAACUCCGAAUCCUCACUCUGUUGGCUGAAGUCUCAAUGCAACGAUGACCAGACGGUUCAUUUCAAUCUUAUUACGGGGGAGCUCUUGAUGAACGGUUCGCCAGUGGGCCAUCUGCCAAAUGAAUACAGAUCACAUGAAAUCUAUCUUGCCUUGUUUGGUGAUGCUCCAUUAGAGGUGAUGCUUAGUUCUGAGCAGGGAAUGCGUUUUGUUGGAAAGGCUAAGCAUUCAGGGCGUACAGUGCAUUUGAGAAUGGAAGCCUCGGACCUCUUUGUGCGACUGGUUAAUAAUCAUGGUACAUUCGAGCUUAUACCUCGCCGAAAACUUGCGGGGAAGUUUCCGGUCACAUACGUUGAGAGCCCAGGCAAUAGAAUCAUAUCGAGCGUUUUAUCAUCUUUGGAAAACACCUCAUACAUACAUUGCACGAUUCGACACGAUUCCUCCAUGCUCGAAAUCGAGUUGCCAUCCAUAGACCUUCAGUUUUAUGUCCACCCAGGAGAGCAAGUCAUUUACGCACGUCAGUAUCCGGGUAUGGUAAUUGACGAUAACCAGUCACUGGGAACUCUGGUUGGUCUGCGUAGCAGGCUUCUUUUAACAAAUCAAAAAGGAAGUCGUCUGUUAAUCGUGCCGGAAGGGGACGUGACGUGGGAGGCCUAUCAAGGUCACAUCAAUGUGUAUGUUGACAAACGAUCAAUGAUCAGGAGUCACUCAUACCUAGUUGAUGACCAAUUACGCCGACUGGUUGAUAAUGGAAGCUUACAGAGCAAGCUUUUUCUCUGCUACCUGCACGCUCUAACAUCGUUCUGCUUACCGGAUCCUUUUACUAUGAGGACAGGUACAGAGCAAGCAUUGUCGAUUCUUAACUCUGCCGCUGUUAAGUCUUUCGAUCGAUUGACGCAGGAGAAUGUCGACCUUCUUUGCCGUAUUUCCCGGAUGAGUCCUGGGAGGAGGUAUUAUCCACCAUAUCUACGUGAAAUGCAGGUUGUUACUUGGGACAAAGAGAUGAGCUUCCUGUCACAGCAUGGUUGUUUCAUGAAAUACGUCAAAGCCAUAUUUGCUCACGACAAAAGAAUGAAAAUCUUUCAUGAAGAUAAAUAUGUUCCUCCUCAGAGUAUAAAUUAUGCCGAGGAUGAACUAGUGGGACGCGAUUGCAUUCGGUCUGCAGCAUUACGAGUUUCUGGAUUUGGUGCCGAGGAUCACACUAUUUCGAAAGACAGGGAAUAUACACCUAGAGACCGAGGGGAUUUCUCGUCCUAUGGCUGUCGCACUUUCAGGAUUGCAAAUUUCAUCUACCAAGGCCACACAACCUUGGAAUAUGAGUUACCGUCGGAUCCUCAGGAGCAUCUAUGGGAAUUUCUUUGCAACGCCUCUGAAACCACUCAUGGUCCAGCAAAACAGCUCGAUCCCUUGGACUUGAGAUACGAUGGAGAAUUAAUUAUAUCUCCUUCAGCAUCUGUAUCAAAAUUCUGGUGCAGUUUCUACACCUCUCUUACACGGAAGCGAGCAGAAUUGAAUAAGUUUCAUGUGAUGCUGUGGCUCGCCUCAAUGGCGUUCUCCGAAAAGGCCGAUAUAAACGUACUCCAGAUAAUGAGUGCAUUUUACACUUUACCUUCUCAAGACUUUCCUGAGGCCCCUCUCAAAUCCACCUUCGACCUCUCCAAAGGAUUUGCAGUGAGCGAUGCGGAACUACGUCGCAAUAUGCAACAGUCAGUGCGAUCCAUUAGUUACUCUUAUACCGAGAUGCCCUUAACCCCUGAAAUCACAUCAGAAUGGAAUUUACAUCGGAAGCCAGGAUUUGUGUCUUUGAAUGAUAUCUUCUCCUUUCCGCCGCUACCUCAAUUUUUUGAUAAUUUUUCUUCGUUGGGUGAGAUUUCGCUAUUACCCACCGUCGAUGAAGCUGAUGCUGAACCAUUGCGCCUCUUAGACCAACUUCUGCGGAGCAUGAUAGCUGGGUGCAACCCCGGGUAUGAAGAGGUGUAUCUCAGUAGGCUACAGGAAAGCCUUUCAUCAUUACAAGGGAGAACUAUCAAAUGGGGAGUCUUGACCCCAGAAAGCACCAAAAAGCGAGUUCUCCGCGAACACCUUGAAUGCUCUCAAGGGAGGGUACGAAUCUCAUAUGAAGUUAUGCGGUCUUCUGUCUUACCUUCUACUACAAUGCAGCAGCCAGGUCGAACUCAGUGGUCUAGAGCUUUUCUCAUAGCAUCCUCUGUUGGUCAAUGGCCCAGGAUAACGCCAACGAUGUUUUUACAGCAGCUUACCAUGUCGAAAUGGCACCAAUUAAGUGAUGAAUGGAAGAACUCCAUCGUCUCUUACGGAAUAGCUCUAACUGGACUUCAGCGUGCAGUGAGGUUACUCAGCUUAACCGGCAAAGAAGAUGAUUUAAUCAAGGAAUUGCAAAACGUCGGUCAUGAAAAUUGGGAUCCUCGACAGUAUCCCGAGUCACUGCUGUUAGAAAUCGAAAAUGGUAUUAUGGUACGGCUUGUUCAGCAACAAAUAAUCAAGGAGAUUAUCGACUUACCGAAGGGCUGCAACAAAGUAAUGCAGCUGAAUAUGGGAGAGGGGAAGUCUUCUGUGAUUGUGCCUAUACUGGCUUCAAUCCUGGCAGAUCCCUCUUCUUUGGUUCGCGUUAUUGUUGCAAAGCCUCAAGCUAGGCAAAUGCAUCAUGUCUUGGUCGCCAAGUUAGCGGGGCUGCUUAAUAGACGAGUUUAUCACAUGCCAUUUUUUCGCGGAAUCAAUCCCUCUGAAUAUGAUGCUGAGCAGAUUGGUUCCAUGUGUCGUGAAUGCGUGGCAAAUGGAGGAGUACUACUAGUGCAACCUGAGCAGUUACUGUCAUUCAAGCUGAUGGGAAUCGAAGCACUGAUUGCGGAUAAGCAUGCUCUUGGACAUUCUUUACUCAAAACACAACAUUUCUUUGACAAAACCUCUAGAGACGUUGUCGAUGAGAGUGACGAGAACUUUAGCACCAAGUUCGAGCUAGUAUAUGCGAUGGGAUCCCAGCAGUCAAUUGAGCUUAGUCCCGAGCGGUGGUUGUUCAUUCCACACUUACUCGGCCUUGUUGGAAAACUUGCUUCUGAGGUGAAAAGUGAUCUCUCCCAUGCUAUUGAAGUGUGGCAGUCUAGGCCGGGAGCCUUUCCAAGGACUAGACUCCUUCGACCUGAAGCUCGGAGAGAGCUCCUUGAAAGAAUUUCUAGACACAUCUGCGACGCGGAGUAUGUGAUUCCUGGUCUUUCUAUUCACCGGCAAUCAACCGAGAUUAGACAGGCAACCUCAAGGUAUAUUCUCGAACGUGAGCCUUCUACGCAGGAUAUCUCUCUAAUCCAGGAUAAUGCCUCUAAAAUAUGGACUGGUACGACAAGAAAACUGUUACUUCUUUUGCGUGGUCUUUUGGCUGGGGGAGUUCUUCCGUUUGCAUUGGAAAAGCGUUGGAGAGUUGCUUAUGGGCUCGAUCUGAAAAGAACGCCUCCAACGAAACUUGCAGUACCAUACAGAGGAAAGGACUGCCCGACUGCGCGAUCUGAGUUCAGCGACCCCGACACGGUCAUUUUAUUAACCUGCUUAAGUUAUUAUUAUGGAGGACUGAACGAUGAUGACCUCUUCCUAGCUUUCGGUCAUGUCGUCAAAUCCGAUCAAGCUGAUGUCGAAUAUCAACUCUGGGUUGAAGACGCACCGCAACUGGAUCAUCAAUUCCGACAACUGGGAGGUAUGAAGGAGUUUCCACAGAAGCUUUCUGCUUCCGGAUGGGACAUUGGGGAGAUCAAGACGUUCCCUACUGCAGGCUUUAGCGGUACUAAUGAUUCUCGAGAGACUCUACCCCUUUCAGUAGAUCAGCUUGAUCUACCCGAGCAGAUGCAUACAAAUGCCCUCGUGCUUGGAUACCUCCUACAGACUGAAAACUCAGUUGCGAUUGUGAACCCGGAAGACACCCGAAUUUCUGGUGUUCGUAGCAUACUCUCGAUGGUAAACAGCAUGGACCAGCCUACACAAGUUAUCCUGGAUGUGGGAGCACAGAUCCUCGAAUCGAACUUUAAGGUGGCCAAGGAAUGGCUGGAAAUGACGCCAGAAUCUCGGUGUCGGGCGAUUGUCUUUCUCGAUGAUAAUGAUGAGAUUGUUGUCCUUGAUCGAAAGGGCUGGGUGGAGCCUUUGCAUAUCUCGCCUUUCGCCAAACAAAUGGAAGCCUGCUAUGUAUAUCUCGACGAAUGUCAUACCAGAGGCACCGAUCUCCGUCUACCUAAAGAUUAUCGAGCGGCAGUGACUCUGGGCGCAAAUCUUACUAAAGACAAAUUGGUCCAAGCUUGCAUGAGAAUGCGAAAACUAGGACAAGGCCAAUCAGUGGUUUUCCUCAUUCCCGAGGAGAUAGAACUCAAGAUCCGUUCCUGUGUGUCCAAGGAAGAAAACCAGAGCCUUGAGGUUUCUGAUGUAUUGCAGUGGGCUAUAUCGGAGACCAUGAUCGACACCUCCCAUAAUAUAGCUCUCUGGGCUGUUCAAGGUGCUAGAUAUCAACGCCAGAGUUGUAUUUGGCAGCACUACGGAGGCCGAGCGAAAAUGGCCGUUAAUAGAGCCAAAGAGUUGCUAGAAGAUGACGCUGCAACAUUGGAGCAGCGAUAUAGCCCGGGGGUUCGCACCGAGCUUCCUUUACUGGAAGAUCAAUACCUCAAGUAUCCGCACAUGCAAGAAAUUAUCCAGCGGUGUCGCCAAUUCAAGAACCUGGAUGUCGUUAAUGCCAGUCUGUACGAAGAACAAGAGCGUGAACUGGCACUUGAACAAGAACGAGAGCGUGAGGUUCAGCGACCUCGCUCAUACGAUCCAGUACAACACACGCUUCACACAGAAGUUGUCAAUUUCGUGGAUACAGGCGAACUCAAUCGAGAGUCUCCUGCCUUUAUGCCUGCUUUCAAAGCAUUAUACGAUACCACAGCUGCAAAGCAUUUGGAUUUGUCGAAAUUUCCGCAUAACCAUCUAAUGGUGACUAACGAUUUUAUGCGGAUUGUGCAGUAUCCAAAGGACAAAUCCAAAUUUGUCUCUGAUUUAUACCAACGCCAGGUGCAGUGGAUAUUAACAAGUCCCAAUUGUGACGAAAUGGUGAUUAUCAGUCCAUUUGAGGCCGAUCAACUUCUCCCCGCCAUUCUACAAUCGGGAAAAACCACUUUGCACCUAUACUCACCGCGUGUCACGCUGUCAUACCAGUCUCUUGGGCAUCUGUCUCUCUAUAAUUCACCUGUGCACUCCCUACUUCCAUUAAUCCCUCGCCACUUGAUCACUCAGCUCAAUCUAUUUGCCGGUCAAGUCUACCUAUCUUCUCAGAUGGAAUACCUCGAGGUUUGCAACUUCCUCAAUCUUGCAUCGAGGACGACUCCAGAUGGCUGGGCUGUUGGGGCAGAUGGUUUUAUCAUUAGCCGCGGUGGCCAUGGUGGUGGAAGUGCAGGUCUGGCGGCAUUGAGGGCCUUCCAGACAAGUCCGGUGAAGUUUUUCAAGAUUCUUAUGACCCAAAUCCGUCGCCACUGCGAGAAUUACGACAAAACACAUAUGGGAAAAAUUUUGAAUGGAGAUCUGUUGCACGCUGAGGACUUUUCUGAAUAG
Molecule: messenger RNA, 8667 nt
Organism: Talaromyces atroroseus
Lineage: Eukaryota; Fungi; Ascomycota; Eurotiomycetes; Eurotiales; Trichocomaceae
Exons: 7
Coding region: 1-8667 (2888 amino acids)
Source: RefSeq, a predicted model, not a curated record